This is a messenger RNA of Colletotrichum lupini, 705 nucleotides long. RefSeq lists its product as uncharacterized. The transcript is spliced from 2 exons. The record is from RefSeq and is a predicted model, not a curated record. Bases 1 to 705 code for a protein of 234 amino acids. NCBI's taxonomy places the organism in Eukaryota, Fungi, Ascomycota, Sordariomycetes, Glomerellales, Glomerellaceae.
AUGGGAAAACUCCACCUGGUCCUCCACAAUUCCACCAACACUUCCAACUACACGCCCCCAUCUUCAACUCUAUUAAUCAUCAAGCUAUCAGUGACCAUCAUUGCUAAACCUAUCAGCCACUGCACCGCAACCUCGACUGAUGCCCCCAAUCCAGCACUAGGUACAGAGAGAAACCAAGACGAGCCAACAUGGGCAAUGACGCUACAAUCAACGAGAUUGAGGAGGUUUGGUAUUUUCCUGGCGAGCGUCGGCGGAGCGAUGCUCGUCGUUCUUCUCGUCCAAGACAUUCCCAAGUGGUGCAGAGAUAACCUCUUCGAGCGACGCAUCGAGAAAACCCGCGUGAACGCCCUUGUCGCCUAUCAAGUCUUUCUGAAGAUGGAAGAGAGUCUCCGCGAAGAAAUUCUGGGCGAGCGUCGCGAGUACGAAAAGGCUAAGACAAAUGCUUGGAGCCUUUUUGUGCACAAGGGUGAACGGGUCGAUCAAGAGGAAAAGGCCAUUGAGAAGGGUAAAGAGGAGGUGAAGCAGAUGAGAGCCGACCUAGAAAAGGAAAAAGGCGAGGUGGAGAUUCUGAAGGCGGAUGUUGAGAAGGGUUUGGAGGAGCUCCGGAAGAUACGUGCUAAGAUCAUCGAGAAGGCAGAUGAGGUUGCCGGCUCUAGCAACAGGGUUAAAGACAUGGACCGCAAGAAUCGUGAGCUGGAGCAAUAG